AUGUCGCCCGCCCCGUUUGAUGUAACCCCAGAGAAGCAAGCGAGCUUCCCUCGCUACAUGUACCACCAGCUCACGACCAAGCCCGAAGUCGUGAGCGAUGUCGACCUCCGCGGCAAGACAGCCCUCGUGACUGGAUCCAAUUGCGGAGUUGAGCUCGAGACGAGCCGCCAGCUGCUCGACCUGGGUAUCAGCAAGCUGAUCUUGGCCGUGCGCAACGAAGAGAAAGGCAGGGCCGCCGCCACCGACCUCUCCGCUGGCCGGGAGGGGAUGGCGCCAGGCACCAUAGAAGUCUGGAAAAUCGAUCUCUCCGAUUACGACUCUGACGUGCCGAUUCUGGCAGCGCUCGACGCCCCGGGAAAGCUUGCCGACAACAGGGAGGACCGCAUGUUUGUAUCCAAGCUUCUGGGCCAGUACUUCGUCGCCGCGCUCGCCAAACGAGUGCCUGCAUCGGUGGCCGUCAUCAACGCUGCCUCGCCUGGCACGAUUUGCGACUCGCAGUUUCCAACGCGAUACCGACAGGACGCCUGCGGGUCCGAUCGUCAGGAUGCUGACCCAUGGACAGUUCCUGUCUUUCCAGAAAAUGGUGCCAUCAUUCCACAGCCGACGUCCCAAUCUGAAUACCAGACACAGAUCAACCUUGGGCAAGAUGGCUUUUCAUCUAUGGCAUUGUCAAUCGAAUUGAGCAGGAUACGGGCCGAACUGGUGCUACCUUGCAACGAAGGUCCGGAUGAAGGCUGUAAGGAAAUGCUCGAGCAAGGCGAUUCUCGAAUCUCGUCAUGGCUGCGCCGUGUGCCUAGGUGGAAGAUGGACCUGGUGGAUCCAGACGGGGACGUCGACGUAGUGCUCUUCCAUGCUGUCGCCUUCGCACACAUAUACCGAUUAUGGCUUAGACAGCCUGCUGACCGACACGGCCUGAAUCUCCGCGAGUACUUCCCACUAGGACCCGCACAAGGUCCUGAUCGAAAGGGUCAAGCUGUCAAACGCUACGGGUGGAAGCCUCACUCGAUCGACAUCCAGGCUGCCAACAGCUUCUGCGACCUGUUCCGGUACCCAUUCCCUGCCCAGAAACUCCGGCCGGUGAUUAUCUUAGGGACACUCAGAGUGGCACUCACGUACUUGGACGCCUGUGUCUUCUUGGGACUGGAUUCACCGACCCUUCGAGAGAAGAUCAACAUGCUUGUACAGAUUCUCACCGCGAAUGGGGAGAUAUGGCCUCUGGCGAAGAAGGUCGCAGACGAGAUCAGGACGGUGGCGAAAGAGUAUCUGACACCACCGCGAACUUCUACGCAGAACCGGCGAGCUGGAAGUUCGGGUCCCGAGCCGUGGGUGCCUGUGGCAAGCAACGUGCUGCACGAGGGUUCGCUUCCACUGGCGCCCGAGGCGGAGUUUGACCUCUAUCGAGAUCUCAACCUGCUACAGGGAUGGAAUGCCAAUGAUACUUGGCCUAAUCUUGCCGAUGUCUAUCCUGUCUAG
This is a messenger RNA of Anthostomella pinea, 1473 nucleotides long. NCBI's taxonomy places the organism in Eukaryota, Fungi, Ascomycota, Sordariomycetes, Xylariales, Xylariaceae. The record is from the annotation of a GenBank genome assembly.